Molecule: messenger RNA, 2298 nt
Organism: Patiria miniata (bat star)
Lineage: Eukaryota; Metazoa; Echinodermata; Asteroidea; Valvatida; Asterinidae
Product: tripartite motif-containing protein 2-like
Exons: 2
Coding region: 1-1929 (642 amino acids)
Biological process (GO): positive regulation of DNA-templated transcription
Cellular component (GO): nucleoplasm; chromatin
Molecular function (GO): ubiquitin-protein transferase activity; zinc ion binding
Source: RefSeq, a predicted model, not a curated record
AUGGCGACCGGACCUGCAGUAAGUUCAGCUCUAGAGACGAUCAGCAGACAUCAUCUUGAGUGCUGCAUCUGUCAAGAGAGAUACCAACAGCCCAAGAUAUUAGAAUGCCUGCAUAGCUUCUGUGAGCAAUGUCUGCUGAAAUACUGCAGCACGAAGCACGAGGGCUAUACAGCAAUUCCUUGCCCUGUGUGUCGGCAGGAGACGAAACUUCCCGAGUCUGGGGUAAAUGGUCUGAAAACCAACUUUUAUCUGAUUGGUCUGGUUGAGGAGUUUGAACUGCAGGAAAGGGUGGUGUGUUCGGGUGACACAAAGCUGCUCUGCGAGACAUGUGAUGAUGGCAAUGAGGCAACACAUCGGUGUCUGGAUUGUUCACUUAAUAUCUGCUCACGAUGUCACAGUUCACACAAACGAGUUCCUGUAACAUCAAGCCACGUAAUAGCUCCUUUGGACGACGUUCGUGAGGGAAAGGUGAAACUGAAGAAGAAAAACCCAAGACAACAUCCAAAAUGUCCAGUACAUGAGGGCGAAGUGGCAAGGUUCUUCUGCAAGACAUGUGAUACUUUGAUCUGCCGAGAUUGUACCGUCAUUGACCACUGUAAGCCAGAACACUCGUACAUUGACAGAAAUCUGGCCACAUCGAAGUGCAAGCAAUCGUUGGCUGAACUGGUCUCUCCACUUGAAAACACAAUGACAGAACUCCAGAAAUCACGAGAAAAAGUCUCAAGAAUAAAAGAAGAUUUGGGAGUCACAGUUAAGAGGGCCAUGACAGAAGUGCAGGACAGAGCAGCUGAGAUACGAGCAGAGGUAACGGUGCAAGAAAAUCGCAUCCUGGAUGACAUUAAAAACAUCCAAACAGAUCGUGAACAAACACUCGACGAAUAUGAGAAAACUAUGGGCUUUGAAGCGGAGAGAUUUCAGCAUUCACUAGACACAGCAAGAGAGGUGACAAGGACUGCAUCGGAUAGUGACUUUCUCUCACUCUAUCCAACAAUCAGCAAAGACUUGAAAUUGUUGGCAGAACAGAGUACACAAUGUAUGCCUGGAGUUGACAACAGGCUCGCAUUUCUCAAGUUCAAGCAGAGUGAGGGUGUUGGUGGCAUCAGUCUGGGUGAGGUGGUGACGGAAGACAAAUGGGAACUGUGUCGGGAGUUUGGUAGAAAUGGAAGAGGUCCAGGAGAGUUCGAUGGGGCUUGGGACAUAGCUGCUCGUCAACCUGAUGAGAUUGCAGUGACUGACUAUGGCAACAAACGAGUUGUGAUCUGCAGCAUCGAUGGCAACCAGAAAAGCACGAUCCCGAUGCAAGGAUGUCCACGCGGCAUCGCAGCGAAACGCAGCGACAAUCGUCUGGUGGUUGUUGAGCAAAGCGCAUCCCAGGUGAAGGUGUUCAACAGCGACAACACGCUGGCAUACGAGUUCCCAACGGUGCCGCCGAGUGAGGUUGGUAAGACCGCGAUUGGCCUCCAUAGCGUAGCUGUCAAGAAUGAUGGUACCAUUGCAGUGGGAGAUGUGGCGAGGAUGGUAUUGACAGUGCACAGCCCCACUGAUGGUGAGCUCCUUCAUACCAUACCAGUCAAGAUUAAACCUUAUUUUCUGGCUUUUGACAGCAAUGAUCGAGCGAUAAUAAGUGACAAUACAUCAGAGACAGUGGAUAUUGCCGGUGGCAAUGGUACUACAAAACGCACCUUCAAACCCACCAUCAAUGGUCAACCAGUAUGUAACUGCUACGGUGUAUGCACUGAUAGCUCAGGUAUCUAUGUUGCAAUGUCGAAUGGUUUGAACACGGGUCAUAUCCACCACUAUGACCCUCAAGGUGGCUUCCUUCAGUGCAUCGCACAGGGUCUGUACCAACCGCGGGGUAUCACAUUCACAUCUGGUGGGCAGCUGGCAGUGGCUGACUGGACCUCAGUCAAAAUGCAUCACCAGGUGUGAUACAACAUUGUAAUCAGUCAUGUCAAUUUCUCAUCAUUUGAGGCAUGUUGAUAGAAAAAGUAAAGAGCAGUCCUAUCACAACAAUGAAUUAAAAGUUUUAGAAUAUUGGUACAUCACGUAUUAUACAAAAAAAACGUGUACGGUAUUGGAUUGCAUGUGUUACCAGUAUUAUUUUGACUUUCUGAUCAAUCGGUCGAUUUUGUCCACAAAAGUGGGCGGUUGUCUUAAUUUCGUCAAGUAUAAUUAUUAUGAGUCACCUUUGCAGUUCAUUCAAAAGAAAAAAAGAUAAGAUAAAAAAUUUACAUUGAAUCAAAUCCGGUGAUCAUUUUGAAAAAGCUUUAAGAAUCAAAUUGAAGAAGGAAAACCCUA